AUGUGCAGCAGCAGCAGCAGCAGCAACGGCAUGAGAAGAAGAAGCAGCAGCACCAGCAGCAGCAACACCAGCAACACCAUCAGCAGCAGCAACAGCAGCAACAGCAGCAGCAGCACCAACAGCAGCAACACCAACAGCAGCAACAUCAACAGCAACAGCAGCACCAGCCUCAGGCUCAGCAGCAGCAGCCUCAGCAGCAGCAGCAGCAGCAGCAGCAGCAGCAGCAGCACACCGUUUAACGCGCUGCCUGCAACACCAGAAGAUGCUUAUAUGCAAGUGGGGGGUUCAGCAGCAGCAGCAGCAGCAGCAGCAAAUGAGGUGUAUAUACAGCCCAAAGGGCCCAGCACAAGUGCUGUUCUAAAACGAAAGCUGCAGCAGCAGCUGCAGCUGCUGCUGCAGCAGCAGCAGCAGCACCAGCAGUACGUACCGCCUGCUGCACUCCUUCCAGCUGCCACACCCGCAGCAGCAGCAGCAGCAGCUGCUGCUGCAACAGCAGCAGCAGCAGCAACAACAACAACAGAGUUAGAAUGCCGAUGGAUGUUUUGCUUCGCGCAGCAGCAGCAGCUGCUGCGCGAUUUGCUGCUGUAUGUUUUGAUGUAUGCAUUUCCUGAAGAAACCCAAGCUGCUGCUGCUGCUGCUGCUGCUGCCCCGCUGCUGCAGCAGCAGCUGCAUCUGCUGCAGCAGAAGCUACAGAAGCAGCAGCAGCAGCGACAGCAGCAGAAGGCUGCAAGCAGCAUACCUAUUUAUAUUGAUGUUUUACUGCUGCUGGAGCAGCAGCCUUUCUUAGCGCAGCAGCUGCUGCUGCUGCCGCAGCAAACGCUGCAGCUGCUGCAUAAGAAGGUGCUGCCCGCUCUCUCCAUGCAGCUGCUGCUGCUGCUGCAGCAGCAACAACAGCAGCAGCUGUUGCAGCAGCAACAGCAGCAGCUGCAGCAGCUGCAGCAGGAAAUGCAGCAACAGCAACUGCAUGUGCUGCAGCAGCAACAGCAACUGCAGCAACGGAAGCAACAGCAGCAGCAGCAGCAGCAAGAACUGCAGCAACUGCAUCUGCUGCAGCAGCAAUCACUUCUUGCUGCUCCUCCUCUCUGUGCUCGCCUCAUACAUGCAGACUUUGUCGCAACAAACAACACCACGUAA
Molecule: messenger RNA, 1134 nt
Organism: Eimeria acervulina
Lineage: Eukaryota; Apicomplexa; Conoidasida; Eucoccidiorida; Eimeriidae
Exons: 2
Coding region: 1-1134 (377 amino acids)
Source: RefSeq, a predicted model, not a curated record